AUUUUGAGAAGAGGAAAAAAAAAGUAAUAGGGUUUUUCAGUUAUAAACUGCUCAGCUUGAAUCUUUCACAAACGCUGGCUUGCCUUUCCAAAGAUCCUACGGUUAUCUAUCAGCACCACCGCACCGGGCCUCGUUAAAUCACCAGCUUCCCCUCUCUCCCGCCGCCGUACCAACCACCACUGCAUAAAUGGGGAGCGAUGAGGAGACAAAAACAGGGGAAGAAGCAAGUCAGCAGAUUAAUAAUAAUACCCCGCAGCAGCCUUUUGAUCUGAAUGAUUACACCAUUAUCAAAGAAGGUGAAGCUGAGAUUUUAAUGCACAAGAAAAACCAAGUCUUUUAUAAUAAAGCCCAGGUGAACAAUAGAGAUAUGUCAAUUGCGGUACUGAGGACAUUCAUUUCAAAACGGGAAGAAGAAUAUGAGGCAUUUUUAUCUAAAAAGAUGAAUUAUAAAGCAUCAAAAACAUCAGUUUCUAAUGGAAGCUCCAACGGUGAAUGUGGAACUUCAAAAGAGAUACACAAGGAUGAACCAUGUACCAAAGGUGAUCAACCGCUAGAGGGAAAAGUCCAAGGAGAAUUGAAACCGCCAAGAGUUCUUGAGGCUCUGUCCGCUUCGGGAUUAAGAGCUCUUAGAUACGCACGCGAAGUGGAAGGGAUUGGACAAGUUGUAGCACUAGACAAUGAUAAAGCAUCUGUUGAAGCUUGCAGAAGAAACAUAAAAUUUAAUGGCUCGGUCGCGAGUGAGAAAGUCGAAUCGAAUCUCGUUGAUGCUCGAGUGUAUAUGCUAACCCAUCCUAAGGAAUUCGAUGUGGUUGAUCUUGAUCCAUAUGGUUCACCCUCUAUGUUCCUGGACUCUGCAGUUCAAUCAAUAGCAGACGGUGGGUUGCUAAUGUGCACAGCAACAGAUAUGGCGGUUUUAUGUGGAAGCAAUGGUGAAGUCUGUUAUUCAAAAUACGGUUCAUACCCUUUGAGAGGAAAAUACUGUCACGAAAUGGCUUUGCGGAUUGUCCUUGCAUGCAUUGAGAGUCAUGCAAAUCGGUACAAGAGAUACAUUGUCCCCGUGUUAUCUGUUCAGAUGGAUUUUUAUGUGCGCGUAUUUGUUCGAGUUUACACUUCAGCAAGUGCAAUGAAGAACACACCUCUUAAGCUCUCAUACGUUUAUCAAUGUGUCGGUUGUGAUUCCUUUCAUCUUCAGCCAAUUGGGAGGACCGUUUCUAAGAAUACUAGUGUAAGAUAUCUUCCUGGGUUCGGGCCUGUGGUCCCACAAGAGUGCAGUGAUUGUGGCAAGAAAUAUAACAUGGGCGGGCCCAUUUGGUCCGAUCCCAUUCAUGAUCAAGAUUGGGUGUCAUCCAUUCUAGCAGAUGUGAAAGCAAUGAAGAAUCGGUUUCCUGCCUUUGAUAAGAUUUCUGCUGUUCUAACAACAAUCUCCGAGGAAUUGCCCGAUGUUCCUCUUUUUCUGAGUUUGCACAAUCUAUGUGGGACCCUUAAAUGCACGUCCCCGUCAGCAGUCAUAUUCAGAUCAGCUGUGAUCAAUGCUGGAUAUCGUAUUUCUGGAACUCAUGUAAACCCUUUGGGAUUAAAAUCCGAUGCUCCUAUGGAUGUCAUUUGGGAUAUCAUGCGUUGUUGGGUUAAAAAUCAUCCUGUGAAAGAGCAAUCGCCUGAUCAAUCUGGAAGUGUGAUCCUCGCCAAAGAGCCUGUUCUUCAGGCUAAUUUUGCCAGAGCAGUUGCAUCACUUAGCAAAGCUCAAAGCAAGAAGGUUGCACGUUUCCUUCCGAACCCGGAAAGACACUGGGGACCAAAACUUAGGGCCGGUCGCACCAUUACCAGCAAACAUGUCUCUUUAUUGGGUGCGGAUGCAGUCAAUGGUGUCCUUAACAAUAAUGAAGAAGAAGCCGAAGAACGCCAGGUGAAGCGUCAAAAGACAGAUGAUCCGACUUCCAUUUCCUGAAGAGUGUAAUGAUCAGGAGCCCUACGCCGUUUUUUUAUUUAUGGAUGAAACUUCUAUAUCAGAAUUUAUAAAUUUUGAAAGUUUGUUAGUUUUUCAAACACGAUUACGCUUCAUUCUAGUUUCAAGUUUUUCACAAGUCAAAAA
This is a messenger RNA of Helianthus annuus (common sunflower), 2089 nucleotides long. RefSeq names its product probable tRNA (guanine(26)-N(2))-dimethyltransferase 1. NCBI's taxonomy places the organism in Eukaryota, Viridiplantae, Streptophyta, Magnoliopsida, Asterales, Asteraceae. Gene Ontology annotation, cellular component: nucleus. Gene Ontology annotation, biological process: tRNA N2-guanine methylation. The transcript has 12 exons. The record is from RefSeq and is a predicted model, not a curated record. Gene Ontology annotation, molecular function: RNA binding. The coding region runs from base 188 to 1945 and encodes 585 amino acids.